Messenger RNA from Nerophis ophidion (straightnose pipefish), 2042 nucleotides. Its product is annotated as fibrinogen-like protein 1. The transcript has 10 exons. The coding region runs from base 388 to 1683 and encodes 431 amino acids. Lineage: Eukaryota; Metazoa; Chordata; Actinopteri; Syngnathiformes; Syngnathidae. The record is from RefSeq and is a predicted model, not a curated record.
UCUAGUUGAGGGGUUGCAGCUGAGUGACACUGGUGUCGUCCACGCUUUCCCACAUCAGCUCCACUGGCUCCUGUAUGACUAACUACACUCCGGAGUCUCCCCUGCAUCGGUGCUGCUUCUCCUCACCUCCAGCCGGACUUCUCCACUUAGGUGGAUUAUGGGACUAAGAUGUCUAGCGAAAGUAAAGCGAGGCGACACACACACACACACACGUAGAGAAGGCGAGUGAUACGCAGAAGAAAAGAGCCGUGUACCAUGGAGACAACCCCUCACCCAAAGGCAGGCCAGCGUUGGGGUUGGAGAUCGUCCGCCACGGAGGCCGAGUCAGCAGAGCCUCACCUGCAGAAGUCCAUCGCUAAGAGGACGGGGGAGCGCUAGCCAGCAUCUAUGACCAACCCUAACUUCCCCCUGUGGGGGCGGUGCUCGGCGCUCUGUGCCCUCACGGUGCUCCUGUCUGUGGCCGGAGCCGAGCAGCUCAACGCCACCGCUCCGCGCAAUGGCGGGGGCGCCCAGUGUGGCGAGUACACCAACCAGGUCAUGGAGGACGGCAUGUGCCGCCUGGUCGCCACGCUGCCCCAGCUGGACGAGCAGCAGUGCCCUGACAUGUUCCGCUGCACGGACGAGGUGUCCUACUGGCUGCACGAGAACGAGGAGAGGAAGCAGCAGAUCGUGGCCUUGAAGGAGACCAUCUCGGAGCUGCAGGAGGAGCUGAGGAACCACCGUCAUCGCAUCAAAGUCUUCGAGCUGCAGCAUGAGGACCACGGCCACUUGAACACCACCUUGGAGCGACGCUUUCACGACCUGGAGGCGCACUACGCCGAGGCCACCGCCUUGAUGCAUCUGCAGGGCACCCUCAUCCUCAACCUGCAGAACCAAGUUCACAAUCUCACCCUGCUGGUGGAGAGAGUCAAAAGGAGUCCCGGCUGUUUGAUCAACAUCGUCCGUCCCAACCCUCUAAUGAGCUCCCAGGAGGCCUUGCACCCAGAAAUCCAGCACAUGAGGAGCUGCCCCAUAGACUGUGCGUCCAUCCACCACAAUGGGGUGAGGAGGUCAGGCCUCUACACUGUAGUGCCGUCGCUUGCAGCCAUGCCUGUGGAGGUCUACUGUGACAUGGACACAGAUGGUGGCGGUUGGACGGUGAUCCAGCGGCGGGUCGACGGUUCCGUGAGCUUCGACCGCAGCUGGAGGGAGUACAGGGACGGUUUCGGCGACCUGCACUCCGAGUUCUGGCUGGGUAACGACCACAUCCAUGACCUGAGCACCCAGGCGGACUACAGCCUGCGCAUAGACCUGGAGGACUGGAGCAACAAGCACAAGCACGCGGUCUACCAGAGCUUCAGCGUGGAAGAUGAGGAGCACCAGUAUCGUCUCCACGUGUCUGGCUUCAGCGGCACCACGCAGGACUCUUUCGGGUGGUACCACGACAAGCAGAGCUUCAGCACACCUGACAGCGGUGACAUCUGUGCGGAGAUCUCCCAUGGCGGAUGGUGGUAUAGUCAGUGUUUCUAUGCACAUCUUAACGGAGUCUACUACAGGGGAGGACAUUACACACCUAAAGGCCGAGGUCACCUGGGUCCUGAUGGGAUAGUCUGGCACUCAUGGAGGGACACCGACUAUUACUCCCUACGCAAAGUCAGCAUGAUGAUCCGACCGCGCACCUUCCGGAGCCACCUGUCUCCCUGAGUCGCCGUCGCCGUGGCAACUGUUGACGUACGUAACAAUGCAAUAGACCAAAUGUGGACUAUUUUUGUGCAGCAUGUUUAUGGAAAACAUAAACUUUUACAUUUUUAUUUUUGGACAUUCUCCAUGACAGCGGAAGUAUUUUUUUGUACUUUUAUUUUGUACCAUUAGAUAGUUGCACUUUUUAACUGUCGAUUCAAAUAUAUAUUUUUGUUAGCAAAAAGAAAAGAAAAACAGAUUUUAAAUUACAAAACCCAAAAGCAGUGAAGUUGGCACGUUGUGUAAAUGGUAAAUUAAAAGAGAAUACAAUGAUUUGCAAAUACUUUUCAACUUAUAUUCUAUUAAAUAGACUGCAAAGACAA